This is a messenger RNA of Rotaria sp. Silwood1, 1047 nucleotides long. Lineage: Eukaryota; Metazoa; Rotifera; Eurotatoria; Philodinida; Philodinidae. The record is from the annotation of a GenBank genome assembly.
AUGACACGUGCCGAAAGAGAAGCACUAUCACAACGUAUUUGCAACUUUUAUCAUGAUGCAGCUAAUAAGUCCGUAAUAGUUACGGUAAAAUAUUUUAAAAAACAAAAUAUUCCUCAAAGUACAAUAUAUUAUAUAUUGAAGAAGUAUUUAAAAUGUGGAACUAACAAAGAUCAACCACGGUGUGGUCGUCCUUUAAAAAUAUCCAACAAAAAAUUAAAUAAUCUUGUUAAAUCAGUGAACAAUCGAUGUGGUUUAAGUCAACGAACAAUGGCACGACCACUCCACGUACAUCAGUCAACAGUUUCACGUAAUCUUAGAAAAAGAACAAUGGUGGUUAUAAGAAAACGUCAAAAAGCUCCCAAGAUGAAUAGUGAAGAACAAGAAAAACGAGCAAAGAAAAAUUGUGGAAAGUUAUAUCGAAAAAUGUCAACUGAUUGUAACUUGAUUAUGGACGAUGAAAAAUACUUUACAUUAAGUGGAAACAACGUAUACUGCAACCGCUAUUUCUAUUCCACAAAUCCAGCUACAACUCCUCCAAACAUAAAAUUUCGAAAGAAAGCAAAAUUUGAACCAAAAGUGAUGAUUUGGAUGGCAAUCUCCACGAAAGGAAUUUCCGACAUAUACGUUCACAAAAGCAAGUUAGGUGUUGAUCAACAAACAUAUUUACAAGAAUGUAUCAAUAAACGAUUAAUACCAUUUAUUAAUAAAUAUCAUUAUGAUGGAAAUUAUUUAUUCUGGCCAGAUUUGGCAAGUUCACAUUAUUCAAAAAUUGUGCAAGAACGUUUGAAUAAAAAAAACAUACCAUUUAUUUCUCGUAAUGAUAAUCCACCAAAUGUACCACAAGCUCGUCCAAUUGAACGUAUCUGGUCUAUACUCGAACAGAAAAUAUAUGCAAACAACUGGGAAGCAAAAACUAAAGAUCAUUUGAUUCGAAGGAUCAAACAAAAGGCAAAAGAACUUGAUCAACCAAUGUUGCAAGCCAUGAUGAAGGGUGUUCGAAAAAAGCUUCGGUCUAUGUGGCGAGAUGGACUCUAUUCAGUCUGUUAA